Molecule: messenger RNA, 423 nt
Organism: Caenorhabditis remanei
Lineage: Eukaryota; Metazoa; Nematoda; Chromadorea; Rhabditida; Rhabditidae
Exons: 2
Coding region: 1-423 (140 amino acids)
Cellular component (GO): cell surface
Source: RefSeq, a predicted model, not a curated record
AUGAGACCAUUUCUUCUCCUUAUUCUACUCAUUGGAGUUGUUGCUGCAAUGAGAGAUCAAUCGAUUGCAGUCAAAGGAAAACUAAUUUGUGGUCCAAAACCAGCGAGUCAAGUACGAGUUAAACUGUGGGAAGAGGAUUCUGGACCGGAUCCAGAUGACCUUCUUGACCAAGGAUAUACUGAUGGAAAUGGAGAGUUCAAUUUGAAAGGAGGAACUGCCGAAUUGACCGAUAUUGACCCAGUUUUCAAAGUUUAUCACGCCUGCGAUGAUAGCAAACUGAAGCCAGGACUCCGCAAGAUUCGUUUCAAACUUCCAAAGUCAUACAUCACCAGUGGAAAAGUUCCAAAGAAGACAUUUGACAUCGGAACUCUUAAUUUGGAAACUAUUUUCGCAGAGGAAGAAAGAGAGAUCCUUCCAAAAUAA